GUGGCGGGCGCGGGCCGUGAGAGGCCGCGGGGGGCGGGCGCGACCGAGGGGCGGCGCCCGCGAACAUGGCGAAGACGUACGACUAUCUCUUCAAGCUGCUGCUCAUCGGCGACUCGGGCGUGGGCAAGACCUGCGCGCUCUUCCGCUUCUCCGAGGACGCCUUCAACGCCACCUUCAUCUCCACCAUCGGUAUCGACUUCAAAAUCCGGACGAUCGAGCUGGACGGGAAGAGGAUCAAACUACAGAUCUGGGACACCGCCGGGCAGGAGCGAUUUCGAACCAUCACAACCGCCUACUACAGGGGAGCAAUGGGCAUUAUGUUAGUCUAUGACAUCACCAAUGAAAAAUCUUUUGAAAAUAUUCGGAACUGGGUCAGGAAUAUUGAAGAGCAUGCCUCUCCAGAUGUUGAAAAAAUGAUCCUUGGGAACAAAUGUGAUGCAAAUGACAAAAGACAAGUUUCUAGAGAGCAAGGGGAGAAGCUUGCUGCAAGUUUUGGAAUUAAAUUUAUGGAGACCAGUGCAAAAGCAAAUAUAAACAUAGAGAACGCGUUUUUCACUCUUGCGAGAGAUAUCAAAGCAAAAAUGGACAAGAAGUUGGAAGGCAAUAGCCCGCAAGGCAGCAACCAGGGAGUCAAAAUCACACCAGACCAGCAAAAGAAAAGCAGCUUUUUCCGAUGUGUUCUUCUGUGAGGGACACUGCCUUAACCUGAGCUUCUGCUCAACGGAACUGGACUGUGCCUGUUCUGAGUGAGAUUUCCUCUGUCUGCAGACUUAGCUUUUUCAACAUACCUUGUCACUUUGUGACCAUCUGAAUAAGAAAUCGUUUAUUUUAGUAAUUGUCUGACUCUUCAAUUUUGGAGAUGAAACAAGUUUAUUUUUGUCAGAUUGCCACUGGGCAUGCGUAUUGUCUAGCAGAGGGAGUACAGAUCGGAUGUGACCUGUGACAUAGCGCCUUUGCUGACAGGCUUCAAUCUUGUCGUUCAUAUCCGUAAUGUAUCCAAAUUAGAAAGAUUAAGUUAUGAUCCAAAUAAGGAACUGAAAUGCCAAUAUUAAUGAAGUGCAGGUAUGCGUACAUGAUACAUGUGCAUAUCCGUGUCUGUAGAUGCAUAUACAACAAUGCAUCAGAACAUCAAAUAAAUGCACUUAGGUGAGCAGUACAGGCCUAUACCUUUUUUCAGAAGGUAGAAGGAAACUUUCUGCAUCUCCACCACUUUGCUACUACAGAGAAAAUCCUUUACCUGUCUGUUCCUUAUUCAGUUGCAUUACUCCAGACAAUCCGCAAGUACGAUUGAAGUUUUAACAAAAAAAAAAAUCCUCCUCAAAGGAAUCUCUAUUUUUUUUAAAAAACCAAAGUGUGCUGUAAAUAUAAUGGAUCCUCACCAUCAGGAAUUACUUUAUCUAUGUGAGACUUGACCGUGCUUAAUUCAGUACUCCAGACAUUUAACAGGAGAUGAUUGCUACAGUGAGGCCCGUGCAAAUGAUCUGUCAUCUGUUCUUAGAGAAACAGACAACGCGGUUCAGGUAGGGACACUUGCUCAAAACUUGUGACGUUACAGUGGGCGCCUUUUCCUUCUCCAGUUGAGAAUGACACCGGAUCUGUUGUGAUGCAGUAGCUCAUUUUAAAUUGUGACAAGAAAAUGUAUUGCACUGCUUCCAGUCGUGUGUUCUCAUGCACACUCACUCACAUAUGCAAAUAAACGUUGCACAUACGAACACUUUCUGAAAACAAACUUUUUAAAACUGAGUUUUGCCUUGCUGCUUUGUAUUGAUCAUUUCAGAUUUCAAGCAGCAACAAACCUGUUAAUAGCAUGCAUCAAUGCAAAUGAUGUCUAGUACUCAGUGGAAAUAUUCUAUGUAUUUAUUCCUAUAAACACAGUCUAUUACAUUCCAAUAUCUAAAAUGUAACGGCCAAGUGAAGCUCCUAGGUAUUUAAUUGCUCUCAGUUCAGAGGCUGCAAGCCUGGCUCUUAAUGAGACUUAAUUAGAAUAAGGAGCCAAUAAGAGCCAUGUAUUUCAAAGUCUGCUGUCAAGCGAUUGGCAUUAUGGUGUAUUUAAUUCGAGUGAACGUAUCAGCUGUGUCCUGCGAGUCACUGGAAUUGUUAACAUGCUUUGUUUACAUUGACAACUUCACUUGAGGGUGAAAUUAAAGCUGAUUUUAAAGUUCAUGAAUUUACUCACCAGUUUUGUUUUCUUCAAGUUUGUGGUAUUGUAUUCUGGCCUGAAAAUAGCACUCCUAAGCAUUACUGUAGUUAAAGAUCUAUCAGAUUCAUACUUAAACUCUAUAAAUCUGCAGCAUGCAAUUGGGCUCAACAGGAAUAUUGGCUGUUUUUCUAAAAUGGAAAAAGGAAAUUUUACUGUGUAAGUUACUGGUUUAUAAAAAUUCAUUUUAUAUGCUACCAAUAUUUUUAUUUUUAAUAGCUAGCAGAUUACAGUGAGCUCUGUUCAAGAUUAAAAUCAUACCUAAAGCUUUCCCCUAGCCAGAACCUUAUGAUGUUUUGUUUGUUUGUUUGUUUACUUGUGGCUUUUUAGCAUGAGGACUUUGUGAACGUGCACCAUAGUGGAUUUACACGAAGGUGUAUUUCUAGGAUAAAAUCAUGUUAAGCUACUGAAGAGCCUUCUAGUCAUUAUGUGCUUCAAAGUGUCAUUAAUACAGAGCUGUAGUUUGGACAAGCAAUGCUUCCGUCUUGAGACAAGGAUGCUUUUAAAGAAAGACUCUGUGCUUCAAGAAGUUCCUGAGGCGGAAUUGGGCAGGUGAUUAAGGCAUGGUCUGAAUGUUGUUUUCCUGCACAAAACUGCUCUGUUUGAUGGCUUGUUGCUGGCUUAGUAGUAAAUGUGGAUUGUCUCGCAUCCAUCCUUCUACUUCAGUAUAGCCAGAUGUUGCAGCCAGACUUAUUUUUCAAAGUGACUGGAAAAAUAAGUGGUUACUCUAAUUUGGUAUCGUGGGCUGUCCACCGUGAUACUGGGUAUUGCCAGUUGACAGUAUCUAAAUCAGUAACUCAUCUUGAGAUGAGAAAACAAACCAUAUUAAUUCACAAGUGGAUAAAUUUUGAAGGAUGAGAUUGUGUUUUCUCAUUCCUCGUUCUCUAAAUCUUAAGUUACUCUUUUGCAUUCAAAGCAAACUCUUUGUAUGUGAAUACUUUUUGUUUAAACUUAUGCUGGUUGUUGCAAGUGUCUGUAGCUAAUUUAUAGCAUGAUUUCCUUUUAUGAAAUGAUUGGAUUUACUUGAUGAACAACUGUAUUAUUGCCUGAUCUCAGGAAGCUUCAUACAGUUACUGUGACUACAGUCAUCACUGUACGUCUAGGGUAUACAGACUCUACACAGAAAUUAAAUCAGUGUAAGCAAUAUGAAAGCUAAAAUGCAAAUGUAAGGCAGAAAAAGACACUGCAGUUGCACGUAUGCUUGGCUGUGCGCUGCUAAAUACAGACAUCACAUCUUGGAGAAGUACAAUAUGUAGUUGAUGCUUCCAUUGCGGAAUUAAAUUACUGUGCUUUUUAAGUAUGAAUGUUAUGGGAAACGAUCAAAAGAGGUACUACGUAAAUACAGAUGGUAAUGUAUUUAUAUCUAAGCUUUCUUUUACCUAAGGAGGAGAAAGUCUGAAAUUGGAUGCAAAAUUUGUAAAACAGGAAUUUAAGUAGAUCUAAAAAACUAACCAUGUGCUUACUAUGCACUCCUGGUGUCUAAAUGCCACUAAAAUUUCAGGUAAUUGAUUAACACUUGGUUUGUGGAGAAACAAACCCGUUUUUGAGCAUGUUCUCAAAUUCCCUGACUUUAAUGAGUAUCAUAGAAUUCUGUGGUUGACUUUUAUCUGGGGCUGGUUUCAGUACUUUGGAUAGUCUUCACCCCUUCAGGUGUAGACCUGUCAGUAAAGGGUGGAACUGCUGUUCUAACACUUGGCCGUUUUAACACUGACAUUGUCUGUGUCCCUUGCUGAUGGGCACAUUGAAUGUUCCUUGACAUCACAGCCUUACACCAGCAUCAGACUUUCAGCCUCAGAUUUAUAAAUCCUAUGGAUUAUUGUAAGUCUCUUUGCUGCUGAAAAUUAAUUGGUCUUCUCCCUUCACGCGAGAUGCUAAUCAUCUUGCUGACAAUUAAGAGUUUUAUUGUUGUGGUGGCAGUGUCAUUGGCUGAAUGAUCAUGCUCAAAAGCUACCCUGAUUUCUUGUUCUCUUGGACUUGAAACAGCUGGUGUUUAUGCUGGAGAGGAAACGGGCAAACAGCUGCACAGAGGAUGGUUUCCAUUUGUACUAGAAGUUCAUAGGGGUUGGGAAAGAAUGAUGAUUAACUUCUGUCUUCAUGUAUAGAUUAAAUAAAGAUCUGUUUAAUUGAACGUUAAUGGUGACGUGCAGUCUGAUUAUUUGAGGCUGCCUUGUUCUUUGACCCAUCUCUUUUGCUGAUUGUUGGGAGUUUUUGUUUCUGUAUUUGAUCCAGAUUUAGCGGGCUGGUCUCUGUAGCCUUUCUGCAGGAAUCAUAUGCUCUGCGUUGAACGCGAGUUGGGACUUACAACUUUGUUUUGAAGGGAACUUAAUGCAUCCCAAAAUUUUUAAAAAUAACUGUAAAUUGUGUUUUUAGAAUGACCACUUUUGGCUGCCACCCUUCCCAUGUUACAACUGCUUUCUUAAACACUUCUCAUUGAUUUUCAUGUUUGUAUUAAAAACAGAACUGUUGUUUAUUACAGUAUGUAUGUUUUUACUCUGUUGUAUAGGACCCUGAGCACUGCAUAAAUAAACUUAUGAAAAGAGACUUUUACAAACUCA
Molecule: messenger RNA, 4752 nt
Organism: Falco peregrinus (peregrine falcon)
Lineage: Eukaryota; Metazoa; Chordata; Aves; Falconiformes; Falconidae
Gene: RAB8A
Product: RAB8A, member RAS oncogene family
Exons: 8
Coding region: 66-689 (207 amino acids)
Biological process (GO): Golgi vesicle fusion to target membrane; cellular response to insulin stimulus; regulation of exocytosis
Cellular component (GO): synaptic vesicle; trans-Golgi network transport vesicle; endosome
Molecular function (GO): GTPase activity; GTP binding
Source: RefSeq, a predicted model, not a curated record